AUAGUGUGUGCAUAUGACGUACUUACUUCGUGGCUUAUGAUUGGCUCUCUUUCCGCAACUAGAUUUGAAACGUAUUCAUCACACGCGCGGCAAGUCGAGUCAUGCAAGUGUACGGUGAAACAUCGAGUUAUGCCCAUUGUUUUUCGAUGUUGUAAUAUCAUACGGUUAGUCCAUCAGAAUAAUAAUUAAACUACAACAAUGGCUGGUGAUCAACCCCUCCUGGGGUUCAAUAUAUACCAUGAUGCAGAGGCACACAUCCGGCAAUUCCUCCACGAGUUUGAAUCCAAGCACAUGAAGUAUCUAGAAGAGGUGUUGAUAACUGCCAAGGAGAACUUUGGAAGGGAUGAUGCCAUACUCCUACCGAAGACCCCUGCUGUCAAGAAUAGAACGCGUAAAGGUCGACGUGUUGCUCGGAGGAGUUCAGUUGAGGAAACUAUACCAUCUAAAAGAAGUCGCGCUUCAGCCCGGCAGGCUUCCAAACGUCAGUCAUCACAAUCCAUGUCAGAUUUCCACAAGGAAGCCCUCAAGAAUGCUGCUGAGAGGAGCCCACCCAUCGCCACACCUCCACGCAAGAAGAUCAAAGAGGAGAUCCUGUCUCCUGUCAAUGCUGCUGUUGAAACAAACUGUGCACCUGAACCCCUCUCAGCAACGGUCAAGGAAGAAGUUGUUGAAGCGAUGGACAUGGAAACAUCACCGGUCAAACUGUCCAGAGCAACAAGAGCGUCAUUGACUGUUAAGGAAGAGGUUGAUAAGGCCAAAGAACUUGCACCAGAAAAGGAGUCGCCUCCGGUCCAUCCAUCAGAAGCAAUAGAACCUUCUGCGACCGUCAAGGAAGAGGUUGUUGAACCAGAAAAUACACAAGAAGAGGCUUCACCACCAGCCAAAAGGUUGCGAGCAACAAGAGCUUCAACAAGGGCUUCAACGGCUAGAACAGCAGCCAAACAAGGACCAAAGAGUAGAACCGUUGCAAAGAAAGGAAGGGGGUCGAAGAAGAAAAGCAGUACAGAGGCAGAGACUUCACAAAAUGAAGGUGAUGCAUCCGCAAUGGAGAAAGAUGCACUGGGUAAAGCUGAAAAGACUGUACCUCCUCCGGUGAAGACAAAGACAGUGCGGGCUUCUACUAGAGCGGCUACACGCACUGCAACAACGGUACGUCAGUCCGCACGCAGCAGACUCGUACAGAAUGUCACCCAGUCUCCUGUUACAUCAACGCCAGGUUCUGUACGUGGGAAGAGGUUAUGCAGCAAGGUGGCUCGCACUCCUCAGACACCUUCUACACCGGGUGCAUCUCGCUAUAAGGACCAUGUAAAGCGCCUCGUCCAGCUCCAUGAAACAGAAAUUGCUAAGGUGCAUACUGCUGAGGAAGCAAGUUCACCCAAACGGCCCAGACUGGGCCAAGCUCCCUGCAGCCCUAAGACCCCCAAGGCACCAACCUCUUCAGCCUCUAAAAGUCCCUUUCACAGCAGUCCAAUCCUCAGUCUCAAAAUCCGCUCUAAAGCUACAGUCCCUCGGGAAAAACCGGUGCAGAAGAAGGGUCAGGUGAAAGCUAAGGCUGUCCUCGGUGAAGAGAAGGCCAAGGAGGUCUCAGCAUUCUUCUCUAGCCUAACCGACAAAGUUGCCAAGGUCAGCCCUCCUGCUGAAACUGCGGAACCAGAGAGUUCAGAGACUUCUCAGCCAACGCAGGAUGCUGGGGCAGUCUUACCUGUAGACACUCCUACCAAAGAGAUCCUCAAGGACAAUCAUCGGUCAGAUGAUGAUGACGAUAAACCUGAUCCUGUUGCUGCAGCUAAUGACACGGCCCUUUCUCAGGACUCCCUCGAGGGUUCUCCACCAAGGAGAAGAAGUGUAAGACAAUCCAUUCGACGAUCCAGUCGGCGAUCCUCCAUGGCUGUGAGCGAGUCCAAGUCCAGGUCAUCAACAUACUUGCGUAUGCAUCUGGGAAGACAGUCUACAUGUAGUAAGAGGAGGUCAAGCGCUAGGCUUUCCAAGCGUCUUUCAAUGGCUGUUCAUCAAAUGGAACGAGAUUCCCUGGAACCGACCGUUGAGGAAGAAACCAUCGAAGAACCACCAGCGGUCAGGAAGAGUCCCAGGUUCAACGCUCAAGCAGAUGAAACGAAUACUUCCAGUGGUAGUACAGGAUCUAGUUCCUCUAGCUAUGGUUCAGAUGAUAUCAUUGAUAAGACCCCAUCACCAGAGUGCCCUCGCUCUAAGGUGAUUCGUCCUCAUCCCAAAUCAUUCCUAAAUACACUGAAUGGAGGAAAGAAAAAGAAACCAGUUACCAUUGGUACACCUCAGUCCGGAGGCAUUGUCACGUCAUUUAUUCAAAGAAAUACACCGCAAAAGAAAACUUUUAUGGAGCAGCAAAAAGAAAGGAAAGCACAAUUGAUGGAGAAACAAAAGAAAGAGGAGAGCAUCAAGAAAAGGUUAAUCGAAGAGAGACGAAAGAAUCUUGCAGAUCAGAAAAGACUAAGAGAUGAGAGGAUGAAGAGGGCUAAGGAGACCAGAGCCCAACAAGAGCAAGAGAAGGCGCAGAGGAACCAGAAGAUGCAAGAAAGGGAGGAGCAGAAACAGACCCUCACAGAGAAGCAGAAAGAAGAACGAAAGAGGGAUGAAGAACAGAGAAUGAAAGCAUACGAAAAGAAGAAGAUUGAAGCGGAGGAGAGGAGAAAACAGGAGAUGGAGGCUAAACUGAGGAAAAUAAAAGAACAGGAAGAGGAGAAGCGUCGUCAUCAGCACCUGAUGGAUCGCAAGAGAGAGUACGAGGAGCUGGAGAGGCAGCGUCGAGCCGAGGAGCAGAGACAACAGGCAGAGCAGCUCCGAUUGAAGCAAGAAAGACUCCGACAGGAGGAGCUGGCCAAGAAGAGAGAACAGCAGAGACUGCGGGAAGAAAGAGAGAAGGAGCGCAAGGAGCAGGAAAGAAGGAGACAGCUGGAGGCGGAGCAGAGGGAGAAAGAGAGGAAAGCCAUGAAGGAGGAGGCGGAGAGACAACGGAAGAUUGCUGCCGAGAAAGCACUGAGAGAAAAACAGAGAAAAGAGGAGAUGAUGGAGAAGGAGAAGGCUAAGAAGGAGCAUGAUAGGCUGAAAGCAAACAUUCUCAAACAGAACACGUCCAUCAACCAACAACAUAACACUAGCGCCCUCAAUUCCACCUUCAACAAGGAGAAGGUGGAGAACUCCCCGCAGUCGUACGAUCUGACACCACAAAGGAUCUAUGUGGCAGCCUCAGCUGAUAACUAUGGUAUUGAUGAUCUUCAUAGCGAUGACAGCAGUGAUGAUGAAGAAGCACCAAGAAAGAAGAUACCAAGCUGGGCUCAAGGUGGAGCUUUGAAGAUAGCACUCAUUAACCAGCACAACCAUCCACCCGACUUCCAGUCUCUGUUCCCCAUCGUUGAACCUCCCGACCUCAGCGUCAUGUUCGUCAAAAAGAGGGCGCGCUUCACCAAACGUACAAGCUCGGCUGUCUGGAACUCCCCCAUCAUGCAUCACCUUAGAUGAUGAGAAUGAUCCUCAAAUUAGCAGUGAUCCUUAAACUGGCAACCAUCCAAGAGUCUAUGGUUUACAGAAAUGUUUUAUUUAACUGUAGGCUUUCUGGACAAGUAUAUAGAGUACUGGGGAUUGUUUCAUGAAACAUCUUGACAGUGACUCUCACUGACAAAUUUGCUCUGAGCCAAUCAGAUGCAAGGAUUUCUGUAGCUUAUAACAAACAGUCAGUGAAAAAUCACUGAAUAUGUGUUUCACGAAAUGGUUCCACAGUGAGUCCAUCUGAGUCGCAUCUUUUGAAUUCAGAUAAAUCUGUUCAUAGUAGAUAUUCUAUUUGGAAGAGACUUGUACAGCUAAUAUCAUCUGCUUUUCAUUAUCUUGGGGACUGUUCCAUAAAGAGUUGCAACUACAUGUAUUGUAACUUUGCCAAUAUAGCAACCACCAUGGUAAACCUUGAGGAGCUACACUAGUCGUCACUCUUCCUGAAAUGGGCCACAGGUCUGAGAACCCCUUUCGAUCGACGCAGAGGCGGAUAGAGGAUUUCAAACCAGAGGGUGCGCAAAGGGAAAAUUUUAAAGUUGAAAUUUUCUUAGAUGUAGCUAUAUAUAUAUAUAUCAGUAUGUAUGUCAGUCAGUGAUUUUGAAAACAUUUACAGGGCUGAUGUCCCAUAUGACCAUGCCUGAAUCCAACACUACUUGUUACAAGUUUCAAGUUCAAGUUUAUUUAAGACAAUCAAAACAAGAUACAUAUUACACAGUUUAACAAAAAUGAGAAUACAUGAUAGGUUUGGGACCCCAAAGAAGCAGAGCUUGUGAGAGGAGCCCCUUGUAUUACAUUACAACAAUAAUGAGAUGGAAAAAAAAAAUUACAAUGAUAAUCUAGAGAGUAAAUAAGAAAAAUACAUACAAAAACACACACACACACACAUGGUUUAUCAAGAAUCAAUUUAGGAUAUUUUGUAAUCUUUCAGAUAAAUAUUUUCGACAUGAAUUUUUAAAUAUGGGCAGUGUUGGACUGGAUCUAAAGCUUUGUGGUAACUUAUUCCAUUCUUUUGUACAAACUAUCACAAAAGAAUUCAAAGCAGUAUUUGUUCUUGUAAGUGGUUGGUGGAUAAGAUUUUUCUGCCGUGUAUUGUACAAAUGUACAUUUGAAUUAACAACAAAUGCAUCUUUUAUCAUGCAUACUUCAAUGUGCUUGCUGUUGUUUAAACACAUAUGCGCAAAAAAGUAUGCUCUGGCUAUAGAUUUAUGUAAAUAUUGUAUAGCUGUUAUUGUAUAUAAGAAAUGUGUUUGUAAACUGUGUGGAAUCAAAAGUAGUAAGUCGUGGGGGAAGCCUCGAGUGCUUUAUGAAAUUUUAGUUAAUCUUUUCAAGCAAGUAUUCUGAAUGGUAAGAAUUAUGACUAAACAUGAGCCUAUACAUGUAUGCAUCCUGUUUGUAAGGGAAGCAAACAAAUUAUUCUUGGUAGAAUUAGGCUAUAAAAGUUUUAUCAUUCUGUUUUGUAUGUAGAGAAUUAAUGUAUUAGAUGUGUAUUCAUACUAUGGAAAGCGUUUGUGACAUUUUUAAUUUAAAAUUUUGUGGGGGGGGGGGGAGCCUCCUCAGUUAGAAAGGGCCCGCAAACCCCACCUACCCCCUCCUGAUAUUUUUGUCUGUAAUGUUUAUUGUUGGGUUGUCUAUAUUACUUGGUUAGUGAGUUUUUAAAAUUAUUUUUUCAUAGAUAUCAGAUUAUGUAGACUUUUGAUAUUUUUAAUCUCACAAGUCUCAAAUGCUAGGCAUUCUAUUUCUCCGUAAGUCCUCCAUGUACACGUACAGAAGAGCCUACUGUAUGUUCCUUUGUUAGCUGAAAUUUCUGUCCAUCUGCACUUUGUUCAAUAGCAAUGAAGAGGUGAACCAUGGAUUAUCAUGCCUUUAGUCUUCCAGCUAGCCUGUUUUAAUUAAUCCUAUAUAUUAUUCCAAACCCUAAACAAUGUGAAAUUAAUUGAUUUUAACUAGUAAAAUGAAAAAUAAUGAUGGAUUUAUGAAUUUUGACUAAAAACCGAAUUUGUACAUAAAAUCACAUUUUUGAGCAAACUGGGAGCCGAUAUGCACUUAAAACUUCAAUGUGUUCCUCGGAAAUCAAAGCCAUUUGAUAAAGGACCUCAGAUUAUGCAAUGAAAUAGGACAUUAUGGCAGUUGCCAUGGUAACAGGGCUCAGCAGCCAAUCACAAUUCUGCUUUCCAUUAUUAUAGUAACCAUAAUUGUACAUCCUUUAUAUAUUGUGGGCCGUAGGACUUGUGUCCAAUCUAGGGGAGUGUUUCAGGGAGCAUCCUGCCAAUUUGCUCUCGGCCAAUCAGAUCCAAGGAUUUCAGUGGCUUUUAACAAAUAGCCAGAGAAAAUCAUUUACUAUGUGUUUCAUGAAAUCCUCCCUAGGUCUUUGUUUCAGGCAGCGUAAUUAAUAAAGGCACAAGACAAAACUUGAGAGAGUUCAUUUUAUAUAUAUAAUCCACUUGUUGAUGAUUAGAUUACUCAAUGAUGAUAGCAAAUGACUAGAGUAAGUCUAGUCUGGACUGUACUGUUAGGCCCUUAUUCUGAAGUCUGUUUGAAUUUAGGCCAUGGUCUAACUCUGCUUGGAAAUUAUGGGAAGCCUAUUGGAAGUCUAGUCUUAACUAUCCUGGACUAUACUGUUAGGCCCCUAUUCUGAACUCUGUUUUGAUUUUAAUAGGCCAUUGUCUAUGAAACUCUGCUUGGAAAUUAUGGGAAGCCAACAAUUUCAAACAUUGCAUUUACAUUAUAAGUGGGCUAUCUAUUCUAGGCUCCUUUCUCAUGUUUUAAUGGUGAAGAGAACUAUUUCAGAUUUUCAGUAAUUAUUCUCAGUCAGUUAUGAAUGAUUUGAGUUAAAAAUUGAGCUUGUGCACUGUCAGAGAUACCCCUCACAAUUGGCUAUCCAUAGUUUAAACCUCAACUUUAGACAAAAGUUUGAAUUCAGAAUACGGGCCUAAGUAAGAGUCUCAUAAUGUUGAGGUAUAUAGAAUAUAAUAAACUGUUUUCUGCUCUCAGA
Molecule: messenger RNA, 6514 nt
Organism: Lytechinus pictus (painted urchin)
Lineage: Eukaryota; Metazoa; Echinodermata; Echinoidea; Temnopleuroida; Toxopneustidae
Product: inner centromere protein A-like
Exons: 15
Coding region: 199-3495 (1098 amino acids)
Biological process (GO): metaphase chromosome alignment; mitotic cytokinesis; meiotic spindle midzone assembly
Cellular component (GO): meiotic spindle midzone; chromosome passenger complex; midbody
Source: RefSeq, a predicted model, not a curated record